AUGGACUCAAAUAAUCAUUUAAACUAUAGUACCAACUCCUCAGCAAACUCAGGACUGAAACUCUCCUCAGGGGAUUCUCUUUAUUCUAACGGGUCCUCCAUGAGUUUUUCUCAGCAGGGGAAGAACAUGAAUGGCGAAAUGAAUGUGAAUGGCGUCACUACUGUACACGGGUCCGGUGCGCCUGGUUCCCACCCCCCAACAGCUCCUUACCCACACAUGAGCAACCACCACCAGAGCAGCAUGGGCUAUGACUACUUGUGGGCAGGACACCCUCAGUAUGGUCCAGCCAUGGGGCCUCCUGGGCACGGGAUGCCCCAGAAGCAGCCUGCCCCUGGGAUGGGGCAGCCUCAGUCACAGCACCACUUCCAGGGUCAUGGACAGUACCAGCUCAACGGGGGUAUUGAAAGCUCCCACCAGCCCUCUGGAGCAGGACCACCAAACAUCCCUCUUCCUGGGAGUCAGUACUGGAACAGGAGUAACCCUGGCCCACAGCAGAUAAGUUAUAAUUCCCAGAGUAUGUAUGGGACCUACCAGAGUCCGGCACAUCCUGGAAUUACACCGUCACAACACCACCAGCAACAGCCGCCCACAUCCAAACGUCACAGCAGCAUCUCCAGUCCCAUUCGAAACCCACACCACCACCACCAGCAGCACCAGCAACCACAGCAUUAUGGCCUGUUGCCUAAUGGGAUGCCCUUCUACCAGCAUCCACCACAGCACCUGUCUUCACAGCAGUCUCUGCCCCAAGGCCAAGAUCAGAUGAUUCCCCCAGCGGCCCAGAAUUUUACUCCUCCACGUGAUAGCCCACAGCACCACAGUUUAGGAAGUGGCAGUGGCAGCGGCAGCCCCCUCCACAUGGGGAUGUCCUCCUCACCACUAGCGUCACCGUCUACAGUGCAGGAGUGUGAAUCACCCAAGAGCCACAGCAGGGAACGGAGCCCACAUGCUAGCAAUGUGGGAAAAUCUACUGUCAUGCAAGGCAAUACAAGAGAACCUGCCAAGGAGGUAGACACAAGCUAUAACGGCAUGGAAAGGUCACCUGUUGCUCAGAGGCCCAAAGGUGCGGCUCACGUGGGACCUGAUGUUCGUCAACCUUCUGAACAACAGCCAGCAGCUCGGCGUCGAGAAAUGGCCUCCCCUGUCAGGGAGACAGCCACUGAUACGCCUCCUUACUCUGUGUCAUCUCAGCUCUCUGAAUCUACCAAGGCCUCGACACCCCCUCGGGUCCCUGCAGCUCCUGCUGCCUCAGAGUCUCCCGCAUCAUCCCCUGAACCCCCUAUAGUGUCAUCCCCCAAGGUGUCCUCUGCUCCAUCUUCAGCUGCUCCCCCCAGACUUUCUUCACCUCCUCCUUUGAAGCAAUGCCCCAGGCCCUCCUCUUCUGCUGCGAGCGAGACAUCCCCUGCUGGUUCCAAGCCACUGUCAGCGGGUUCUUCCCCCUCCUCCCUGCCGGCAUCACCUCAAAAAUGGUCCAAACAACUUGCUUCGACUGAUGGCGUGUCUAAACAAGCAGUAGUUUCCUCUGCCUCUCCUCCUUCAUCAGACUCUGUUGCUCAUCAAACAAAGUCUUCUUGGCCUCGUUUAUCUUCUGGGCCUCCCACAGCUUCACCCAUCUCAUCUCUUCAACAUAUGGUUCAAGGGUCCAAGCCAUCUCUGAUGCCUGGACCCCCAAAGUUAAUAUCUUCAGUUCCGUCAGUUGGUGCAAAAUCCUUAUCGGCUGGUGUUGCUCCACCUCUACUGUCAGCAUCAGGAUCUUCAACCUCAACACCUCCUGGCUCUCGUUUAUCAGUACCCCCCAUGUCUGUGUCAAAAACUCCUUCAGUAAUCAGUAGACCUCCCACAUCCCGGCUUCAGACCUACACUCCUCCAGCUGCUGACUCUGGUCUUUCCACUGCUUCUGCAGCAUCUUCACCACCAGGAGUGGUGAACUUAUCCUCCCCAGUAGCCCACGAAAGUCUUACAGUGCGACCUCUGUCUACCCUACCUCUUCUAACCACUCAAGCCUCCAGGACUGCACCUGUGUCCGCCCCUCCUGCCUUGGUGUCUGUGCCCUCAGCAAAGGGUCUUUCUUCUGGAGUGGUUCAAAGCCCCGACUCUGAGCAGCGUCCUCCUCAUGCACUGAAGCAUUCGUCUCUCAAGCCAGAGCACCACGCUCAUAGUGAGGAUAGGAAAUUGAUGCCUUACAAAAAAAAUGGAAGACCAGAGGAACUCCCCCCUCGACGUGAUUUGGGCAACAUAAGAGCAUCACAGCAGGGGGAAGCUACUGAAACUGAUAAAUCUGAUAUCCGCUCACCCAAAUAUCUCACUGAUCUUCCUGGGAAACCCUCGCAGACCACAGUCGCUUCUGAUCAAAGGCCCAUAAAGAAACAGACAGCUUCUGAAAGUCAGCCCAUGCAAAGCAGUUUCUGUGACACAGAGGACUCCAUGCUGGAGCAGACUCCACUCAGGAAGUCUUCUCAUCUGCACAGCACACGGAUAAAACACUUGACUGAUGAAGAAAGUUUUGAUGACUCUUCACGAACGGCUUCGAAAUUUGAAGGCGAUUCCACCUUUGACAGCCCCUCUAGAAUUGAUGUCAGCUCUGCCUUUGAAAAGACUUCUGAUGUGGAUGAGGAUAGCUCAGGUGUGGACGACUCCUUCCAGUUUGACAGUAGCUUCCAUCUGAGAAAGGAUACCUCUCAGUUUGACAGCUCUUUCCAUGCAGAUGAGGAACCAUCCACUGCGUUUGACACCACUAGAGAUAGCAGCUGUUCUGCUGAAGACUCCAGAGAUGACACGCUGGACUCCACCAGGGGAGGGGAAACGUCUGAGGCCGAAGAGACUCAGGACAGCUGCCAAAUCACAGGAGGAUCCAUGCUGGAGUCUUCUCUGAACAACACCUCUCAGAUGGAAGAUACCUCUGUCGACUCCAGUGACGUUUCCUACUCGCGCUCAUUUGUGGCAUCUCAGCCAGAUCGCCAAGGACCUGAAGCAGAAGGGGGGCCCAGAGGACAUGAUACACCAGACUCAGCUGGACGCAUUAGCAUUAAGACCAGUGUUGAUGAGACAAUGACUCUCCCGAGUUUCAAGAUGAGAGACGAGAACUUUAUCGCCUUCAGUACCCCAGCAGAGAGCCCUGCUGUACACCCACUCCAACCAGUACCUGAUCCAAAUGUGUCCCCCGCUGGAGGACAUGUGAAAACCCCAGGGAAACAACGGAAACCUCGAACUCCAAAGGCAUUAUGGAUUAAAACCCCAGCGCCAGAGGGGGCCCAGCGGAAGCCUCGGGGUCGAACCCCGAAGGCAGAGAAGAUGAAGACUGAAGAGGAAGGCAAUAAACAGGAGGUAGCCAAGGGGAGGAAGAGGAAGAAGUCUCUCAAGUUGGAUGUUCAGGAAACAUCAGAUGUUACUAGAGAGGUCGAUACCGUCACAGCCACUAUUGAAGCUGUUCUAGCAAACGCUUCAGCUAUUACUACAAUGUUCGAGAAACCCAAGAAGGCAAAAAGGGUCAAGAAACAAGACCAAGAAGGAAAUGUGGCAAAAAUACGGAAAGAUGCCGAAACGACUGCUGAUGAUGUUGAGGAAAAUGAUGAUGACAGCUCCACUGCAGGUGAAUCUCGACAGAGAAGGGUUGCAACUGAAGAGCAAGUGCAGUUCCCAAUGCAGCAUGGUUGGAAGAGAGAGAUUCGAGUGAAGAAAAUGGAGGACCGCAUGAAAGGUGAAACCUGGUACUACACACCUUGUGGAAGGAGGAUGAAGCAGUUCCCCGAAAUAAUCAAGUACUUGAAUAAACACACAGACAGCAUCGUCACUAGAGAACAUUUCAGCUUCAGCCCGCGCAUGCCUGUUGGAGAUUUUUAUGAAGAAAGAGAAACUUCUGAGGGUAAAAAGUGGGUCGUCUUGGCGAAUGAGGAGGUUCCCUCGAUGAUCAUGGCCAUCACUGGCCGCCGGGGUCGACCUCCAAACCCUGACAAGGAGACGCCUCGCAGGGUCCGGGUCAUAAAGGGGGGGCUGGCCCGUCGCCCGGGUCGACCCCCCAAACCCAAGAUGAUCGACCUCCUCAGCAAAGUUGACGCCAAGCUUUUGAAUCGACUUGAGGCCAAGGAAGCUCUCACGGAGGAGGAAAAGGAGAAAAUUGCAAAAAUCAAAAAGAAAAUGAAGAAAAAGGCACGAUUGAGGAAGAGGGAGGAUACAAAGAUUAAGAAGAUGAAAGUGGAAAAAAGGAAAGCCAAGCUUGAGCAAGCAGCCAAGGACUUGGAGCUGAAGGCUGACUCAUCAGACCCCACAGCCCCUCUGCCAGCCCCAGGGUCUGCUGCAGCGCCCAAGAAGCCCGGCCGCAGGAGGUCAGCCAAAGUGGAGGCUCCUCCACGAGUGCAGCAGACCGACGAGGAGCGGAUAGCGCAGGGUAAGAGAGUGCUGGGCGCUCGGAGUAAAGCCAAGGCUCUGGCUAAAGCCCAGGCAGAGGCUGAGGCGACGGCUCAGAAGGUGCAGGCAGUGAAGAGGGCAGCCGAGAGGAGGGUGCAGGUCCAGAGACGUCUGGAGGAGAGGAAGAGGCAGCAGAUAAUCGCAGACGAACUGAAGAAGCCCACAGAAGACAUGUGUCUCACUGACCACAAACUGAUGCCAGAGCUGUCCCGUAUCCCGGGUUUGGUUCUUUCUGGAAAAGCUUUUGCACACUGCCUGGCUGUGGUUGAGUUCCUACAUGGCUAUGGGAAGUUGAUCGGUCUCAAUAUACCCAAGGACAUCCCCAGCCUUGCUACCCUGCAGGAGGGCCUCUUAGGCCUGGGCGACAGCCACGGAGAGUUCCAGGACCUAGUCAUAAAGCUGAUGGAGGCUGCGCUCCAUGAUCCAGGCCUGCCGUCAUUUUAUCAGUCGGUAAAGAUCCUCGGGGAAAAGCUGGUUGAUUUGAAGCUGACCCGCAGCACAGUCUCAGAAGUGCUUCGCGUCUUUUUGGAAGCUCAUGGUUAUGAGACAGAAGUGUGCGACACACUGAGGACCAAAACCUUUCACGCCCUGUCCCCUGACACCAAGGCGUCCAUCCUGGGGUUCCUGGUGGACGAGCUCAACAGCAGCAACAUUGUGAUAAGUGACAUUGACAACACAUUAGAAAACAUGGCAACAUACAGGAAGAACAAGUGGAUCAUUGAGGGGAAGUUGCGGAAACUGAAGGCAGCACUAGCUCGUCGGACAGGACGCUCGGAGGAAGAGCUGUGUUUUGAGGAGAGGAGGCGCAGUGCCAGAGUGGCCGAGGAAGAGACCCUCAGUCUGGAGGAGGGUGGCCCAGCCUCGGAGAGAAUCAACCGCCGCGCACGCAAAGAAGAGCCCAAAAUCAGUGAUAGUGAGAGCCCUACCACUGCCAGCAUUCCAGAGCUUGAAAGGCAGAUCGAUAAGCUAGCCAAGCGCCAAGCAUUUUUCCGUAAGAAGCUGCUGCAGUCAUCUCAUUCCAUGCGGGCCGUACUGCUGGGCCAGGACCGUUACCAGCGUAGAUACUUGGCGCUACCUCACCUCGGAGGAGUUCUGGUCGAGGGGCCAGAGGAGCUGUUGACUUCUGGAGAUGUCCUUGUGGCCGAGGUUCCUGUCAACUUCCUCAAAAAGGAGCUCAAAGUUGAGGAGACCUCCAUGCCUACAUCUCCCCCUCCUACUCUUCCUUCUUCUCCUUCCUCCGCUGCCCACGCCCAGACCUCGUCUCCAGAGGAGGACGCGCUCCCUGGCACGGCGUCCCUCAUGAGCAUGCCAAGAGGACGAGGACGCCCACGCAAAAUCAAACCAGAAGUGGAGCUUCACCUCCGCACAGCGAAGAUCCGCCGGCGGCGUCGAAGCAGCGCCAGGUCGGGGGGGGAAGAAGGACCGGGAUCACCAAACAGUGGCACACACGACCUCACACAGGUGGCUUUCAAGAGCUGGCUCAACCUAUCUCAGGACGGAGUGACCAACGGCGCAUGCUCCGCAUCAGGAGACGCUCCGGAGGGUAAUCGACCGGAGGAGACGGUGAAGGAGAUGGCGGAGAAACAGGGACAGUGGUUCAACCUGCUUCCCAAACAACCGUGCGACGAAAACUCUCUGACCGAGCCGCAGACCCCCAGCUCACCGCCUAAACCCCUCCCUCAGAUCCUGAGUGCUCUGCCACAACUCACUGCUCCACUCCUGAAGCCGGACCCUCUCCUGCCUGGCCUGACCCCUGCUGACCCCGUCACCCCGGCAACACCACAGGACGCUGCCCCCACACUACCUGCUUCUGAUGUUCCUGCUGCAGCACCCCCCCUCUCUCAGCCUCUUUCAGCUCCCAUCCCUCCUGCCAAGCCCGGUCCAACGACCCCCCCCAGGCCCGGUCGCAGGCGGAGGAGAGGGAGCAGAGGCAGCAGUCCUGCCCGCAGGGGGCCGAGGGGGGCUGCAGCCAAACGCCGCGGCCGUCCCUCUAACUCCGUGUUCCAGGAGAUCGAGCAGCAGUACUUCACACAACUGGUGGCCAAGCCCAUACCAGCAUCGAUGGUGCGUGGCUGGUGGUGGAUUAAGGAUCCAGAGGAACUGCAGAGCAUCUUACAGGCUCUCCAUCCGAGAGGCGUCAGGGAGAAGGUGCUCCACAAGCAUUUGGCCAAACAAAUGGAGCACUUAGCCGAGCUAUGCACCAAACCAAUCAACGACCCUAUAUUUGAGUCGAAGGUAGAUGAGAAGGAUGUUCUAUUGGAGACUCUGCAGCAGCCCUGGCAAGUUCAGGAGAAAGCAAUGGACACCGACAUCAAUGCCCUACAGUGGGUGGAGGACCUGGAGCAGCGGGUCAUUGCAGCUGACCUCCUACUGAAGGCUCUACCUGAAGGUGCAGUGACCGAAGCUGAACCCAACACAGAGACAAAAUUGGCAGAAUUUGAGCCUUACACAAUCCCAGAUCCAGACUCCACACGUGAUGAUCUCCAGUACUUUGAACACGAAGCCGACCCACGUGAUGACUGGAUUAUUCGAACUAAGAAGGAGUGGUCCGGCCUUCCUCGUUUCGGCACACAUCCCGUGGACUUGGCCGUGCUGCGGUUGGCCAACCUGGAGCGAAACAUUGAGCGGCGCUACCUGAAGGAGCCGCUGUGGAACAUCGCCGAGGUGAUGCGCCUCGCUCCUCUCACCCCGACCCCGGGAGAAGAGCAUCCCAUGGACGUCUUCAGUUUGGAAAGUGAGAUCACGUCUCGACUACGAACAUGGCGACAGGCUCUGGAUCGCUGCCGCAGCGCCCCCCAGGUCUGUCUGUGUAUACUUCAGCUGGAGAAGGCCAUUGCUUGGGAGAGAUCUGUGACUAAAGUGCACAUGCUUGUUAUCCAGAAUUGCCAGGUCUGCAGGAAGGGAGACAACGAUGAUUGCCUGUUGCUGUGUGACGGCUGUGAUCGAGGCUGCCACAUGUACUGCCUGAAGCCCAAAAUCACCCAGGUGCCCGAGGGAGACUGGUUUUGUCCUCACUGCGUUGCCCAGGAGGAGAGUGAGUCACCGCGCUCGUCCAAAAAGAGAUUGAGGCUGAAGAAGAGGAGAUAUGAAGACGAUAGCUCUGAAGAUGAGAGAACAACACGGCGUUCCAGGGACGGCAUGGCGACACGAUUCAAGGAGACCGUGACCCCCCCCUCCUCGUCUUCCCGCCCGUCCGGGGAAGGAAGCGCCGCUAAACGUCGCCGCAUGACGACCCGAAACCAGCCCGACCUCACCUUCUGCGAGAUCAUUCUAAUGGAGAUGGAGGCUCACGCUGAUGCCUGGCCGUUCCUUGAACCCGUCAACCCUCGUCUGGUGCCAGGAUACCGCCGCAUCGUCAAGACCCCCAUGGACUUCUUCACCAUGAGAGAGAAACUGCUACAGGGAAUGUACUGCAGUUGUGAGGAGUUUGCGGCGGACGCUCAUCUUGUCUUCAACAACUGUGAGUUGUUCAACGAGGACUCGUCGGAGGUGGGGACGGCUGGACAUGCCACGAGGCGAUUCUUUGAGAGCCGCUGGGCGGAGUUCUACUCAAAUAAGGACAAAUAGAAACCCCCCCCCCCCCCCCCCCCCCCCCCCCCCCCGAUGAUGGGCUGUUAAACUGUUGGUGCUGUCACCGUUCCAGGCACACUCUCUCCAUUAAGACUGUCUGGAGGUUCUUCCAGCUAUGUGUACUCAUGUAUAGGUAUAUAUGUAUAGAUUUUGGCUAUUUGUCUGUUAUCGGUUUCUCUACCGGCCUAACAUUUCCCAGGCCCACAGCUGAACUCUCUUAAACUUGUAUCCAUUCCCCCCCCCCCCCCCCCCCCCCCCCCCCCCCCGCACUGAGUGAGAAUAUGUCUCUCGCUUGUCUCCAUCUUCACUUCAGCACAUCAUCACCUGUUUGCGUUCUCCUGUCACGUCCAUUCACAAGCCCCAUGUCGUAGCGAGGCCUUCGGUCAGGCCCAGCUUGUGCAGUGGUGACGGUCUCAGGCCCCAGGUGUUUUGGCCCUCAGGCUCUUCUCAGGGUCAGGGACUGCUCACACUAUUGCAGCCGACCUGCUAAGCACCGCUCGACGACAAAAUGGAUCAAAACUUCACUGAGCUCGGGCCAUUUAUUACCUGUUCAAUGGAAAUGUAAUGUAACGUGGUUUUAUGCCUAGAAGUUUUUGCUCAAUAUAUUUUUAUUAUAUAUUCUAUAUAUAAAUAUAUAUACAGAUUACAAUAGCUGGGAUUAUUUAAUAGCAAUAGCGUGUAGUGAAUGUGUACAGAUUACCUUAUAGAAAUGUCUAGAUGAUUUCUGAAAAAGGCCAGUUAAACUAAAAGGAAUCUGUUAAUGGACUGUCACAAGUAGACGUUGUAUAACCUCCACUUAAAGUCUUGCACGCCCCACAUUCACACGUUUCACAACACACUAUAUCAUGCACACAAUUUCAUACACAUACCCACUUUCUGCUGCUGUGUGAAAGACACUGGUUUCUAAAACGGGGAUUUUUAUUAGUGUUGGUUAGUCAUGCUAUGCUUAUAUUUCACUGUCCCUCUUCUUAAAAGUAAUUUAUCACAAGAUGUGUUUGAAAGACUAUACAUCUAAAGGAUGCAAUUUUGUUCUUUUAGAGUAUAAAACUGAACCAAGACAGGUUGGUGUUUGCAACUUCAAACCCAUAUUUGAGCAUCUGAUCCAUGUUCAACAUUUUCUUCUGUUUGUCUGUAUUUAAUCUGAUCGGUUUUGAUCUGUGCGAGGAUAAAAUCCUUUAGAUCUUAAAAUGCAAAUGACUGGGCACAUUCCUGCUUGUUUAAAAAAAAUCUUGCAUUCAUUUUUAUUGGUUUUUAUUUCUUGCUGUACAAGGGCCAAUGUACGAUGUUGUGCGGCAUGGAUGGUGUGCUAUGAAGGCGACAGGACGACUCCACAGUCUGGGUUUUAUUUAAAUUUGUUUCAUACACUGAGUUUAAAUCCAUUGAUAGGAAAAUUCAACUUUUAACGUUCCUUAUUACACUUUAAAGGGACAGACGUUUUUUCAAAAAAGAAAAAAAAAAGACUCGAAAACCAAACGUGGUGUCAAGUGAAUUUUUAAUAAUGUACAGUUUUGGUGACUUUAAAUUUGUUCCUUUAUAUUUUUAGGACCAAUUCAUCAUUUUUAAGAGGAGGUAUUACAAGACUCUGUUGUAUUAAGGUGAUGUAACACGUGUGCAUCUGUAGAAUGUACUGUGAGUUGAAUAAAAACCACAUCUAGUAGAGAGUA
This is a messenger RNA of Trematomus bernacchii (emerald rockcod), 9635 nucleotides long. It is a transcript of the gene baz2a, whose product is annotated as bromodomain adjacent to zinc finger domain, 2A. Gene Ontology annotation, cellular component: rDNA heterochromatin. The record is from RefSeq and is a predicted model, not a curated record. NCBI's taxonomy places the organism in Eukaryota, Metazoa, Chordata, Actinopteri, Perciformes, Nototheniidae. Gene Ontology annotation, molecular function: DNA binding; protein binding.